AUGGCCAACGAUUCGGGACCACCGUCCACGCCCUCCUCCCUCUCCCCCUCCACCACGCCCUCCGUGGCGCGCCCCUCACCGGCCCACAUCGACAAUGGACCCUUCUCUCCAAGGGGACUGAAACAGCUCGGGUUGUUCUUUGCGGGCGCAAGCUUCCUCGUCUGCUCGACCCUCAUCACGAAACGUGCCGUCACCCGCAAGAAGCUCGCUGCCUUCCCCAAAUUCUACCAACCUAGCCACGCCGCCGCUGGGAAGCAGGAAAACCCCGAGGGCUCCCUGAUUGCGCUGGAAGCCCUCAACCUCGCGACACUCAACGUCUUUAGCUUUGGCGUCAUGGCCACGGGCGGCAUUGCCUGGGCCUUUGACGUAUCCUCUGUCGAUGACUUGCGAGAAAAGGCGCGGCGGACCAUCAGAGGCGAGGCAGGCAAGACGGACGAGGCUGCUGAGCGCGAGUUUGAGGAAUGGGCAAAUCGUGUGCUGACGAAGCUCGGCCAGACCUCAGCAGCAGAAGAGAACAGCAGCCAGGGCAAGCCGAGCUCAUCAGAAAAGAAGGACUGA
Verticillium nonalfalfae is the source of this 558-nucleotide messenger RNA. RefSeq lists its product as uncharacterized. Gene Ontology annotation, cellular component: mitochondrion. The record is from RefSeq and is a predicted model, not a curated record. The transcript has a single exon. NCBI's taxonomy places the organism in Eukaryota, Fungi, Ascomycota, Sordariomycetes, Glomerellales, Plectosphaerellaceae. Bases 1 to 558 code for a protein of 185 amino acids.